AAAGUUGUUUCAAGUUUGUUCGGGUAUUUCAUUAUAUAAGACUUCAAAAAAAUUACUAAAUCAAAUUAAGAAUAUCGUUGUAAUCGCUACAUCACAAACUCUUAUCAUGAAGAGCCACUCAUUUUCAUUUCCCGAAAAAGCGUCCAAAUCGAAUAAGAAAGGAUCCUCCAACAAACUCAAAGUCUUUACCCACUCAAAAUCUUAUCCUUUGAUAUCUACAUCCGUGGAUGGGUCAUUCAGCUUUGCGGAUUCUUCAUUUUUAUCUCCAGAGGUUGAAGACCCAAAAAGCAAAGAAAACAACUUCAGAUCUAGGAAUAAGUAUUUUGUUGCAAGGAACGCUCUUGGUAAACUAAUUUCCAGUGAAUACGGAGACUACAGAUUUGUAUCCAAAGUAACUGCAUUGAUGUGGCAACAAUGCAGCAAGCGCUUUAAUGGUUAUUGCGAGUAUUUAUCGGCCAUCGACUCGUUUUGUUACGACGAAUUAUCUUCAAAGAAAGAUGACGAAGAGGAAGCACGUUAUAAGAUGAGUUCUAAAGAAUAUCAACUAACUUGUCGCUGUGUAUAUAUGAGAAAAGAAGUCGAUUCAAAUUCUCGAACUUCUCAUGCAAUAAGGUUCAGAGUACAGAAGAACCAAGUAAAGCGUCCUAGACAUAGAAUAAUAAAGUUAAGUUCCAAACUGCAACUCCAACAUUAUGUUUUCAAUCGAAAACUUGGUAUCUUUACAGAAGAUGUUUUUACUUAGUAUUUGUUUCCUGAAACAUAAAUAAUAAAUUUAGUUAUAGUCAUUUUUAGUAAGGGUUACAUUGCAUAUGCAGCUAAUAUUUCAUUUUACGAUUCCCAUAAACCGUGGUAUCUACUAGUUUUAACAAUACAUAUACAUAUAGAUAAAUACAAACUUGUUGUCACGCUAUGUGACUACUCAUUGUAUACUUUAUUCAUAAGUCGUCACCUUUUUGGACUUAUAAAAUAAGAAUUAUUCCAAACAUAAGUGUUCUAAUUUAGAUUUUUCUCAGAUUGUGUAAACAGCAAAUCUGGUUUUGUGUCUUUGUGCUUCUUAUUUUUUUAAGUGAAACUUAAAAAUAUCCCUCACUCUUGGAAUGCAGGCCUCAAAAAAUUGCAGUUUGUGAAUGUUUUAGAGCCUCUCAACGCUAAUUAUCUCAUGUAAUAAGAAAAAGAAAGAUAAAAAUUAAAAAAUAAUCCU
This is a messenger RNA of Scheffersomyces coipomensis, 1201 nucleotides long. It is a transcript of the gene MTLA2, whose product is annotated as Mtla2p. Lineage: Eukaryota; Fungi; Ascomycota; Pichiomycetes; Serinales; Debaryomycetaceae. The record is from RefSeq and is a predicted model, not a curated record. The transcript has 2 exons. The coding region runs from base 107 to 742 and encodes 211 amino acids.